UCCUGUAUCUCCCCCGCGCUUGGCGCAGACUCAACCACAUCUCAGGGGGUUGCCAACCUUACCUAUUGAUGACCUCAGUUCAGGUUAAUUAAAGUAUGACUAGGUUAACAUAGGCUACGCGAUCAUCUUCAACGAGAAGCCAUACAUGUGAAUCCCCAUGUUCAAGAGAAUCCCUCGACAAUCGUCCAUUGCGACGCCCGAUAGCCUGGUAAAUAUACGGCUUUUAGUGGAAUUACUCAACCAUACAACCGCUGAAGCACAACCCCACGACACCCCGCACGCGGCCCCUGCAUAUGAUCUAGUUCGCGGCCACGCAAAAUGCGAAAUGUCUCGUUUGAUCUCAUAGGCAGGCAAACUUCUCCUAUGAUAGGCAGCACAAUAGUUUCACAGGCAACAGCGUAGUUCAAUCCAAGGCUAUAAAAAGCCCCGACGGUGUUGCGAUGCGGCUACAUCUACAACAUUGCGCGUAAUGCCCCGAGUCUGGCGGCCUCUCUUUCCAUCUCACCCCCGCAGCUUCUUCUCCUCCUCCUCCUGGUCCCAUCGAACCCUGUCCCCGAAGAGUCCCCUUCUUCCUCGACAACAGAGAAUGGCGCCGCAAACCUCGAUCGCCGAGUUCCGCGAGCUCGUCAACAAGAGCAAUCGGAUCCUCGCCCUCUGCGGCGCCGGACUCUCGGCCGCCUCGGGCCUGCCCACGUUCCGCGGCGCCGGCGGCCUCUGGCGCAACCACGAGCCCACCUCGCUCGCUACGCCCGAGGCCUUCGCGGACGAUCCGGCCCUUGUGUGGCUGUUCUACGCGUGGCGGAAGCAUAUGGCGCUGCGGGCGGAUCCGAAUCUCGGACACUAUGCGCUUGCUGCGCUGGCGAGGAAGAAGGAGAAUUUUCUGUGUUUGACGCAGAAUGUUGACGGGCUCUCGCCUCGCGCCGGACACCCUGACUCGAAACUGAGAUUACUCCACGGAAGCAUCCUCGAUGUGAAGUGCUUCAAUAAGUGCGGCUACAUCGAUCGCCUUAACUUGGACGACCCGCCGUGUCCCGCGCUUGCCGCAGCGUCUGAGGAUUACCCUGCCGACCAGGCGAUGCCGCUUCUCGACCCAAGUGUCCCCACGCCGAAGAUCGAGGUGCAGGACCUUCCUCAUUGUCCGAGGUGCAAGACGGGGUUGUUGCGCCCCGGCGUCGUGUGGUUUGGCGAACAGCUGGACAAUGCCAUGCUAAGGGGUGUGGACGAUUGGAUCGAGCAGGGCCCGAUCGACCUCAUGCUUGUAGUGGGCACUGCUGCCGCCGUGUACCCUGCCGCUGGGUAUAUGUAUGAAGCCCAGGACAAGGGUGCCGUUGUCGCUGUCGUGAAUCCUGAUCCGGAUUCGGCGGACGGACUCACGUCUGAUGACUUCUUCUUUCAGGGGAGUGCGGCAGAGAUAUUGCCGCAGCUGUUUGAGGGGGUCAUUGGAAGGAUAGAUGAAAAUGGAAAGACAACGGAUAGUUAGCUAUGAAUCUCGAAUCAUAGGAUACAUAUAAUCUUACUCUUCAAUUUUCAGAUCAACAUAAUUUUUACACCUCGUGCCGCGAGCUCUUCAUGACGAACGGGGAUGAUCUGCAAAUGCAUUCUACUUACUCGCGAAU
Molecule: messenger RNA, 1616 nt
Organism: Xylaria bambusicola
Lineage: Eukaryota; Fungi; Ascomycota; Sordariomycetes; Xylariales; Xylariaceae
Product: DHS-like NAD/FAD-binding domain-containing protein
Exons: 2
Coding region: 470-1480 (336 amino acids)
Molecular function (GO): protein-malonyllysine demalonylase activity; NAD+ binding; protein-succinyllysine desuccinylase activity
Source: RefSeq, a predicted model, not a curated record